AUGGCCUGGGAGAAAGAAAUCAGUUUAGCAGACGCUUUACAUAGCAAUGCACACGCCGAAGGUCUGAAUCUGUACCUGGCCAAAUUUCCGACCCUGGCACGAUGGUACAUUGACUCCCGGGAGUGGGAGGCCCAUGGCUUGGAUCUUCCCCUGCUGGAAGCACUACGUCCCGCCGAGCAAGAGGCCGUGAAGAGGUUUCAUUUCGCUGCAGAUAGACGCAUGUCUCUAUCCUCACACCUACUCAAGUAUCUCUACAUUCACCAUGCCUGCGGGGUGCCAUGGAAAGACAUUGUCCUCAGCCGCACGCCGAUGCCCGAGAACCGCCCUAUCUAUAAUUCAUCCCCCAACAUCAAAAUCGACUUCAAUGUCAGCCAUCAAGCAGGUCUUACCACCUUGGCUGGAGUGGAAGCCCCGGAUCACAAGCAGUAUGAAGGUCAAUCAGAGGCCGAGUCUUCACCGCUUCCUCGCGUAGGUAUCGAUGUUACAUGCGUCAACGAGCAUCGUCGCAAAAAGGUCAGCACUUUGAAAGAAUUUAUCGAUCAUGUUUCAAUGUUCACAGAGGUGUUUUCGGACGCUGAGCUUGAAACUAUGAAAGACCCUGUAUCGACCCUUCGCCGAGCUCGGAAGCUCGGCAUGGCAAAUGCAUUUUCCUUAGUGGGCGAGGAUGAAGCCAACUCGAAAGUCUAUUCUGACGAGACAAUUGUUCGGUAUGGAAUGCGUAUGUUCUAUUCAUAUUGGGCCCUCAAGGAAGCGUAUCUUAAAAUGACGGGUGACGCCCUCCUGGCGCCGUGGGUGCGGACAUUAGAAUUCACAGAUGUCAUCCCACCUGAUCCCGUGGAGCCGCUGGUUGCACCAAAACCUUACGCAAUUCCACAAAGUCCAUCGGACAUCCUGCAAUCACCGAAGAACUGGGGUGCCCCGUACAGCGGGGUAACGGUCACCAAGGCGGGAGAGCAGAUCAUCGAUGUUCGUCUGCAACUUGUCGCCCUCGAGUCAGACUACAUUGUGGCUACAGCUGGACUCGGACCACCCGUUGGUGUGGUUCCUCGUUUCAGCCUGAAUAGUGGCAAGCACCAUCUACCAGGCCUGAUCAGGGUUCGCUCGGGGGAAACUGUGGAGGACCACCCUAUUGCCAUCAGUACCAAAAAGGUAGUUGGGGAUAUGGACCCUUGGAAUGUCCCGUUUCCCAUCAUCGAUCCAUGGCUUCCAUUCCAAGAGGUUGAUGUCAAUAUUGAUAUCCGACCCUGUGCGGAAGGCCGCUGCAUUCACCCAGAGGACCCUAGUCUGGUUUUGGCACGUGUAUCCGCUGCAUAA
Penicillium taxi is the source of this 1314-nucleotide messenger RNA. RefSeq names its product 4'-phosphopantetheinyl transferase family protein. Gene Ontology annotation, cellular component: cytosol. The transcript has a single exon. Bases 1 to 1314 code for a protein of 437 amino acids. Gene Ontology annotation, molecular function: magnesium ion binding; holo-[acyl-carrier-protein] synthase activity. NCBI's taxonomy places the organism in Eukaryota, Fungi, Ascomycota, Eurotiomycetes, Eurotiales, Aspergillaceae. The record is from RefSeq and is a predicted model, not a curated record.